Hermetia illucens (black soldier fly) is the source of this 2383-nucleotide messenger RNA. It is a transcript of the gene Nnp-1, whose product is annotated as ribosomal RNA processing protein 1 homolog. Gene Ontology annotation, cellular component: preribosome, large subunit precursor; nucleus; preribosome, small subunit precursor. Gene Ontology annotation, biological process: rRNA processing. The record is from RefSeq and is a predicted model, not a curated record. Bases 83 to 2299 code for a protein of 738 amino acids. The transcript has 5 exons. NCBI's taxonomy places the organism in Eukaryota, Metazoa, Arthropoda, Insecta, Diptera, Stratiomyidae.
UUUCUUUUAAUGCUGAGUCCGUCAGUGUUCGGUUCGGUUGACACGUGCGUUCUACUUAAAGUAACGCGAUCCUUACUUAAACAUGAUUGCAAAAACCCUGGAAAGUGAGAAAAACUCCGUGGACGCGAGUGACGAAGUUGAAAAAGUUCCAAAGGAUGUGCUUCUCAUUGCGCAACAGAUUAAAAUUGCCAGGUCGUUGGCAAGCAAUGAUUUACGUCAACGGACCAAGCAAUUGAAAAAACUCAAGAAAUGGUUCAACUUAAGGGCGAACAGUUCCUAUCCCUUUUCUGAUGAUGAUUUUCUUCGAGUCUGGAAGGGUUUAUACUAUUGUAUGUGGAUGUCGGACAAACCCCUUGUUCAAGAAGGUUUGGCCGAGGAUUUCGGUUCGCUUCUGCCAUGCUUUGGAAAACCUGAAGUCAGCGCUCAGUUCUUCGGAGCGUUCCUUAAAACUAUGUCGCUGGAAUGGUUCGGGAUUGAUCAAUGGAGAAUAGACAAAUUUUUGAUGCUGGUUCGUCGAAUGUUGAGACAUGCAUUUCAGGUGCUAAAAGAUGCAAAGUGGAAGAAAAAGUUUCUGCUUGCUUUUGGAAGACAGCUAAAGUGCACAGUACUAGGCGAUCACGAAGCGAUUGGGCUGACCAUGCACUUUAUUGAUAUUUACUUGGACGAAUUAGCAAAGAUAGCGGAUGGCGAAAUAUCAGCAGAUAACGUAGUGCUCCUAUUGAAGCCUUUCGUCAAAUUCCUUGCCAAGCAAGAUGACCAGAAAUUGCUCGCCCACACUCGACGUAGCAUCUUCUACAAAUUUUUAUGGCAAAGCGAUAUGGGACGCGAAUUUUCGGAAAAAUUUAAUGCAUGGAAGGAAAUGGGUUUCCCCACUGAGAAUAUCAACGACUUGGAGAAGGUUGAAGACAUUGAUGAAGAGGAGGCUAGUGAAGAUGAAGAAAUUGAAGAUGCACAAGAGGCAGAUGUUGAUAGUUCAGAGCAGAAGUUGCUGGAUCCCCGUGCAGGUUGCGUUGAUGUUGUCAUUCCGGAGCUUCCAGUCGAUGUACAGCCUUUCAUAGAUGAAAUCGAAAAAUUGCAAUUCGAUGAUAUAACAAACAGGAAAAGUCGGAAAGUAAUGCGAGAGAUUCUACAAAAAUUCAAAACUUUCCAAACCGGCGAAUUUCCACUUGGUGUGAAAAAAAUGCCGCGUGCAAAAUUGCAACCUUUAGAGUCUUUAGUAGAAGAGAAAGUCAAAGAAUUGGACAAAUUUGAAGAUGAGUUAAUGUCAACCACUAGACAAUUGAAACAAAUGAGCAAAAAAAAGCGAAGGAAAAUUUUACAAAGCAUCGAUUUGAGCGAUGGAACAGUUAAUGAAGAUAAUUUCGAGCAAAUACUGGCGGAAGCGAUCCCAUCUAAGAAGCGCAAAUUGAGUAUAAGUACAGACGACGAUAGCUGGAAGGAGGAAGAUACAGAUGCCUUAUUUUUGAAAGACGAAGGACCUAAUAAAAAGAAAAAGACGGCGAAGAAGAAUUUAAAUAAGAAACAAGAAAAAUUGAAUGCGCUCAAAGAAUCUGAAGGCAGCAGCUCCUUGAAACAGAAAAAGAAGAAGCAAAGAAAAGAAACUGAAGAAUCAAACACAUCGCCUUUGGAUGAAAUAGAAAAAAAUUUGUUGAAAAAACAAAAAAAGAAAAAUAAAGCUGCAAGAAUGAAUGCUAAAAAAUCGCCUGAAAAAUCAGACAGUACAAAAUCUGUAGCAUUAAAUUCAGAUAGUGAAGGGAACACUUCUGUUGAGAAAAGUACCCCGCAAAAGGGAAAAGGAAUAAAACACUCCUCUAAAAGCAAUUCCCCAAAAUCAGAGUGGGACAAACCUUUGCAAGAAGGCGAAAUCGAAUAUUUCCUACCUUCACGAAAAAAUAAAUUGAAAGAAGCGAAUGAUUCCUUGCAACAAAAUGACAUCGAGAAUUCAUCUCAAGGAUCAAAUUUAGUAUUAAAUCCAUUCGCGAAAAAGAAGGCAGAAAAGAAACUAGCUAAAACACAAUUGUUAGGUAAAGGCUUGAAAAAAGCGCAGAGCCUGAAAAAUAUUCACAGUGCAACCAGCACGCCAAGUUCAUCAGCAAAAAAACGUGUUAAAAUAGUUCUGCAGAAGAAUCGUGCACAGAAACCAAGUGAGUAUCGACGGCAGGUGCUGAAUUCACCACAAGUACCAUAUGAUGCAGAAAAGAAACCAACAAAGAGUUUAUUGAAACCCAAUUUGAUGCCAAGUCCAAUCAAUCCUUUCUAUAAGAAGAAGAUAGGAUUGAAAAUUAAUGAUACACUUUAGAAAAUGGUGGAUGUUUGUGGUGUGUUUUAUGAUAGGAAUUUACUGUGAAUGAAAAAUAAAUGCGAGAUUAAAUAAGAGAAAUAA